Miscanthus lutarioriparius is the source of this 816-nucleotide messenger RNA. The record is from the annotation of a GenBank genome assembly. Lineage: Eukaryota; Viridiplantae; Streptophyta; Magnoliopsida; Poales; Poaceae.
AUGACCGGACUAGAGGCUGCCUUAGCAUCUGGACUGCUGAAAGUCGUAGGCAGCAAGUUAGCUCCACUGAUUGCCAGUGAAUUUGCCUCCAUAAUGGGUGUAACAAAAGACAUCUCUGAGCUGCAAGAUAUACUUGUGGAGAUUACAAGCUGGCUGUUCAUAGUUCGUGAUACAAUAGAGAGUGAGCCAUCCUGUCAAUGGAUUUUAAAUGUUGCUUAUGAUAUCGAUGAUUUACUAAAUGAAGUCUUGAUAGAGGCCGAGAAACACAAGAUGGGCAUCAACGGUGAUAACUGUUCUAUAGCUGAUUAUUUCUGUGCAAAACCAAAGUCAUUUCUAUUCCGACGCAAGGUGGCUCAUAAGAUCAAGGCAAUUAAACAGAGAUUCUCUGAAAUUGUAAAGCAAAGAAGCGAUAUCACUACUAUACUGAAUAAUUUGCCUUCUUAUCAGCAUGUUCCGAGUAAAAAGAGGACAAAUGGGGAGCUGUACUUGUUGAGCAAUGUUGAACAAUCGAGAAUACCCAUAAGGAAUCUGGAGAAGGAUGGCAUCAUAACAAAGCUUAUAGAAUCUAAUGAAGGAGAGAAUGACUGGAUUGUUUCUAUUGUCGGGUUAGGUGGAUCUGGCAAAACUACGCUGGCCAAACAAAUCUGCCAAGAUGACAAGAUAAAGCAGCACUUCAAAUCUACAAUAUUUUGGGUUCAUGUGUCUGAAGAAUUUGAUGUGGAAGAGCUUAUCGGCAAGCUUUUUGAAACUAUCCUUGAGCAAAAAUCAGAUCUCCAUGCCCAACAGCACAUGUCCAUGCAAUUUCAAGCAAAUUGA